UGCUCUGGAGUUCACAGCAAGGUUCACAGUCAGUCAACAGCUCAUUAGAAAAGCCAAACACGUAAAAGAUAUCCGUUUAAGACUUGCAGCUGAGCAGAAACAGUGAGAAGAAAAAGAGAAAGCAAGUUAUGGCGAAGAAGGUUCCUCAGAUCGCUAUUCUGGGAGCUGGUAUUUUUGUGAAGACGGUUUACAUUCCGCAACUCUCGGAGAUCUCUCAUCUCUUCCAUCUCAAAGCCAUUUGGAGCCGCACUCAGGGAUCUGCUACGGCGGCCGUAGAGAUAGCCAGUGAGCAUUUCGCCGGCGUAGAGUGUAAAUGGGGAGAUAGCGGUCUUGAAGAGAUCAUCCAAGAUGGAUCCAUUGAUGCAGUUGCUAUCGUUUUGGCUGGACAAAAUCAGGUUGACUUUUCACUGAGGCUGCUAAAGGCUGGUAAACAUGUUAUUCAAGAGAAACCUGCAGCAUCAAGUACAAGCGAAUUGGAAACUGCUUUGUCUAGCUACCAAUCUAUUUCUGCUGGUUCUCCUGGUCCAUUAAUAUGGUCUGUAGCUGAAAAUUACCGAUUUGAGUCUGGCUUAAUAGAGGGCAAGAAACUAAUUGCUGGCAUUGGGAAAAUUAUCACUAUUAACCUGAUUAUGGAAGCAUCAAUGACCACUUCAAACCCAUACUAUUCAACCAGCUGGAGGCACAGUUUCCCUGGAGGUUACCUGCUUGAUAUGGGCGUGCAUUUCGUUGCAGCGUUAAGAUUGAUUGUUGGGUCUGAGGUGGCUUCAGUUUCAGCAAGGACAUCUCACGUAGAUUUGAACUUACCUCCCCCAGAUACCAUAUCAUCUGUCUUUCAGUUGGAGAAUGGAUGUUCAGGAGUGUUUUCAGUGGUUGUCAACUCCCAAACACCCAAGUUUUUGUGGCGAUUUGUUGGCUUGAAUGGAACCCUGCAUAUUGAGCAAAGUUUCCAAGGAGAACAAGGUUACCUGGUUUCUCUUCAUGGUGCCGAUGGACAAGUCAAAAGCUCCUUCUUUCCAUCCGAUGGAGUCAUUGAGGAAUUAAAAGCUUUUCUUAGUGAUGUAUCUGAAAACACCCUCAAGAAGGGGAGUGAGUUUGUGGGUGAGCCCCGCCUCUCUUUUGUUGAGGGUGCAAGAGAUGUUGCAGUGUUAGAGGCAGUAUUUGAAUCUGGAGCUAAGCAAGGUGAAGUUGUUCAGGUGAAAAAGUUUUGAGGUAAUCAUGGAACCAACCCUUUUCACCUUCAGCCUAGUUCAAUGUUUACUCUGCAAUGUUAUGGAACAAUCAACUCAACAAGGCCUUAAGAAUUGAUGAGUAAGCUUUUGUUUGAAUAAUUACCCUCGUCAAUGUCAAUGGAUGAAGUUUUAGUAUUUGCCUAUAAAUAAUUAGUGCUGUAAUAAAAUCAUGUUUAUAAACUUUGAUAUUCACCUUGAAUUAUUUAAUGCUCUUGAAAUAUG
Messenger RNA from Vigna umbellata (rice bean), 1451 nucleotides. Its product is annotated as dehydrogenase FPY6-like. Gene Ontology annotation, molecular function: oxidoreductase activity; nucleotide binding. The record is from RefSeq and is a predicted model, not a curated record. NCBI's taxonomy places the organism in Eukaryota, Viridiplantae, Streptophyta, Magnoliopsida, Fabales, Fabaceae. Gene Ontology annotation, biological process: NADPH regeneration. Gene Ontology annotation, cellular component: cytoplasm.